Vespa crabro (European hornet) is the source of this 1443-nucleotide messenger RNA. RefSeq lists its product as uncharacterized. Lineage: Eukaryota; Metazoa; Arthropoda; Insecta; Hymenoptera; Vespidae. The record is from RefSeq and is a predicted model, not a curated record. Gene Ontology annotation, molecular function: nucleic acid binding. The coding region runs from base 1 to 1443 and encodes 480 amino acids. The transcript is spliced from 5 exons. Gene Ontology annotation, biological process: DNA integration.
AUGUCGAGCUCAAAUCAAGUAAUGCAAGUUCAAGAAAGUAGUCGAGAAGCUGAAAGGAAGAGAAAAUUUUCCAACAUGGAAAUUUGCGAUGCAAGCGUGGUUGAAACACGGCGACCUGUGGGGGAGUGUGCCACCGUAAAAGAGGUAUGGGAAAAAUUACAAACUACUUUCGAAGACUCGGGAUUGACGCGGAAGGUCAGCCUCUUGAGAACCUUAGUAAUUAUACAACUACAAAAAUGCAGAGAUGUUGAGGAAUAUGUAAACAUUAUAACAACAACUGCUCAUAAACUUAAUGGCGUAGGGUUCAAGGUAUCAGACGAGUGGGUAGGAACGCUGCUCCUGGCAGGACUACCAGAAAACAAAGUCGAAGGCUGUACGGUGCUUUCGUUAACCGAACAACCAAAUACAAGCGAACAAAAUGAAAAGAAGACAGUGCCAACACAAAGUAAAACAUAUUGGGCUUUCCUAUCAUUAAUGGGAACGAACGGUGGAAACUGGUAUGUCGACUCGUGUGCGUCAAACCAUAUUUCGGCGGUGGAUGAGGGACUGAGAAACGAGAGGAAAUGCUCAGUAGCGAAAGUUACUAUGGCGAACAAACAAGGUAUGUCAGCAAGGUCGACAGGGGACAUGAGCCUGGAGGUUCCAACGAGUAACGGCAUACAAGAGAUUACAACGUGCAACGUGCUCCAUGUACCAGAAAGCUCAGUUAACCUGUUGUCACACGAUGUCGCUAGAAGGUGGAAUAUACAAGCUCGACAUCGUAGCGGACAAGGCCUUCUUUGCGGUAGAGCGACCAAUGGCAGAACUCUGAGACAGGAAACUUGCCAUCUUCAUUAUCUAGGCGUAUCAAAACUUAGUAAUGAUACGGCGACAGGAAUAAAGCUGAGUAAUAUUGAGGAAAAGCCUUGCAUUCCAUGCAUCAAGGGUAAGAUCGCAAAGAAAUCGUUUCCAAAGGAAGGGAAACGUGCGAAAGAAAUACUCGAAGUAAUACAUUCAGAUUUAUGUGGACCUAUGGAGAGUGCAUCCAUUGGAGGGGCGAGGUAUUUUAUAACUUUGAUCGAUGAUUUCAGUCGUAAAGUGUUCAUCUAUUUUUUAACAGAAAAAGGCCAAGCCAGAGACGUUAUCGUGAAUUUCAGAAUGUUUGUGGAAAAACAGACCACAAAAGAGAUCAAAUCCAUUCGAAUUGACAACGGAGAUCUCCGACUAGCGGAAUUGGCGGGAAAACUCCAGAAGAAACAGCGUCGCGGUCCAGCUCUUUGGCUAUUGCAAGCGUAUUGUAACCAUAACGCUUCUUGUGCCGUUGAAGAUAGCGCCAUGUACUCGGCCUCCGUUGUGGAUAACGCUACUGUGCGUUGUUUCUUGCUUUGCCAAGAUAUAGGUCCUCCUUGGAAGAGGAAGAUGCUUCCAGUAAUCGAAUGUCUGUUGUCGGCGUCGUUCACCUAG